UGGGGCUCCCAUCUCCUUGUGAUGGCCUUAUGGGUUGGGAUUGGAGUAAAGCUCCAAGUUGGGGGUGACCAGAUGAAGCCGGCCCGUGCACCUCUGAUCCCCCAUCGGCCUUUUGUUGUAGUGUGGAAUGCACCUACGGAGUCCUGUCGCCUUCGAUUCAAAGUAGACCUGGACCUCAGUGUUUUUGAUAUCUUAGCAAACCACAACGAAACCCUCAGUGGACCAAAUGUCACCAUAUUCUACCACAGCCACCUGGGAUACUACCCAUACUACUCCAACUCUGGGUUCCCCAUUAAUGGUGGCUUGCCACAGAACCAGAGCAUCUCCAAACACCUGAGUAAGGCCCGGACUGACAUUGACAAGCUUAUCCCGCACAAGGAUUUUCGAGGCUUGGGUGUCAUUGACUGGGAGAACUGGAGACCACAGUGGGUCAGAAACUGGGGCUCCAAGGACAUAUACCGCAACAAGUCCAAGGAACAAAUCCGGAAACUUCACCCAAACUGGCCAGAGAGCAAGGUAGAGAAAGAAGCAAAGGAAAGUUUCGAAAGAGCCGGUCAAGACUUUAUGAAUCUGACCUUAGCACUGGCUGAGGGCCGCAGGCCCAAUGGGCUGUGGGGGUUUUACCUGUUCCCAGACUGCUACAACUAUGGGUACAAGCAGCAUCCACAGCAGUACACUGGUGAAUGUCCAAAUGUCGAGCAUGUUCGCAAUGACCAUCUGAUGUGGCUGUGGAAGGAGAGCUCAGCCCUCUACCCAUCCAUCUACCUUGACUAUGAGCUAAAGUCCUCCCCCAACACUGUCAAGUUUGUCCACUAUCGAGUCAAGGAAGCCAUGAGGAUUGCGUCUAUUGCCCGUACAGACUUCACAUUGCCUGUGUUUGUCUACUCCAGACCUUUCUAUGCCUACACUUUUGUGGUUCUUUCUGAGAGUGACCUGCUUCAUACCAUCGGGGAGAGCGCUGCUUUGGGAGCAUCAGGCGUCGUCCUCUGGGGAUCAUCAGAAUACUCUCGAUCACAGAGGAACUGUCUGACAGUGAAGAAGUAUAUCGACGGCCCACUGGGACAUUAUGUUAUCAAUGUCACAUCAGCUGCUAAGUUGUGCAGCAAAGCAUUGUGCAAGAAGAAUGGCAGGUGCGUUCGCAAGAGCCUCGACUCAAACGCUUACCUGCACCUUAAUCCACGCUUCUUCAACAUCCACCGCAGGCCGACACCAAGGGGCCCCCUUUUCCACGUCAGCGGUCACCUCAACAACUAUGACAUCCUGGACAUGAAGAACAAGUUCACCUGCCAGUGCUACCAGGGCUGGACGGGGGUCCAUUGCGAGAUGCCCCAGGCCCCGCCUCCACCUCUCCUGCCUCAGCCUGCCAUCCCUCUGCCUCACCCCCACGAGAACGGGCUGUUGGGGGAUAUCUUGCUCCUCCUAUCCCUUCAUUUCUCUUGUCUCUGCAUCAUUAUCUUCCUGGGUCUUUGUCUGAUUAUUAAGUGUCUCAAGCUGUAGCCAACAAGACUCAAGCCAUUGUGUGUUAGCUCACAGUGUGAUCAGCUGCAGUUUCAGCUGCAGUUUAUGUCCAAUAGAUGUUGUUUCAAUAAAUCUCAGACUUUCCUGAAAAUAAUAGGCAUACCUCCAACUUCUCGAAUUCACUUCAUCUAAUGUGUACCUUAGUGGUGAACAUUUUUGACUUAAGGAAUAUUACACACAACCCAGCAGACUGAACAUUGUUUCCCUGUAAAGUCUGAAACUUGCCCAUUUGCAAUGGAUAAUGUUAAAGAUUUAACGGGUUAGGGUUAGGGUUAGGGUUAGGGUUAGUUUUUAUGGACAGUGGUUUUUAAAGUCCAUAAAAUCUUUAAAAACCACUGCCACCACAAUAACCUUUAAGUGUUUUAUCCAGACCCAGGAUUUGGUGAAAUUAGGCCCAUAAGAAGGUAGACAGAGAUCUCUCUCUUUAUCCAUGUCCCUCAGCUUGAUCGGGGCCCCAACCCACAUCAAAUGAAUUCUUUAGAACCAGUGCCUAAACUGCAGGCUCCUUCGGAGCGUAUCACUCUGUCCAUCAGGCUGAGCAGAAACAUUACAGGUCUCUGUUUGCCGAGUGUGUAGAUGUACUACCUCUGUUGCUGCUGAAAACUGGAAGGAGAAACGAGGGGGAGUGAAUUAUCAUUCAGAGGUUUCUGAUUUCACAAGUUUCUAUGGAUGGUUCAAUACCUGUGAUUCUUUUUUUGCUGUGUCUCGUGUUGAUCCAUUACACCGGUGGUGAAUCAUUGUCUGUUGCUGUUAAAUUUUUUACAUGAAACUGUAGAACAUCAGAGGAAGCGGUCUACACGUAUACCCACGAAGGUUGUUGCCAUUUUGGAUUGUGUUGACCACAAAGGCAGAGAAUUGAGUUUUAUGAAGAUCUUUGUGAUCUGCAUCACCAGCUUGUCCUGUCGGUACCGCUGUCACCUAACAAUAAAGCUGCAGUUUGACACAAAAAAGAAAGAUUCAAUGUACCUUGGUUUUUAACAUGUUUACAAAUAGCUGUUCAGUUGAGUUGAAGCCUGAUAUUUAGGCAUUGGACUUCUUGUCGUUUGCACUCGUCAUUUUACAUUUGAAAAGCAGUUAAAGAUCAAAGAAUCCUGGCCUAGCCUAAGAAGAAUCCAAACGUUGGAUAAUGAUGUACUUAGCGCUUGCCACAUGUGACUGGAUCUCUCAGGCCAGAUGUUAAUAGAAUGUGUCAUACUGCUAUGACACAAUUUUUCACCAAACGCAGACACCAAGGAAAGAGGCACCCUAAUUUGGACACUGCUCACUAAUUGUGAAGAAAGAGCUGCUCAAGUCCUCCAUUGUUAGCCAUUGUUUUUUCUGAUGCUGGAAAGUCCAGAAGAAAACACAACAGCACACUGUGACUACAGUACAACUUGUGCAACAGUUGCUGUUGAGGGGAGCGUUUUGGGGCUGUAAACUUCAUUAGUCUUCUUUUAAUCUACUGCAUUUGUCUUUUUCACUGGCAUUUAUACAUGAUUUAUUUAGUGUAACUUGUUUUUAUGUGUGUGUGUGUUUACAGCCUAAAUAAAAGAGAUAAAUAGAAGAAAUCACUCUCGUAAAUGUCUGAGUAGCAAAGAUAUUUGUGAUGAUUUAGAGAACACAUGAGAGAAAAACUGCUGUAUUGUCUUCAGCUGGAUGACAAACGAGAGGUAAAAGUAUAAAAACCUAAAAAAAACAAUCAGUAAAACAACAGAGCCCUUCAGAAGACAUUUAAUUUGAUCCAAAGUCUCAAUCGUUAAUUUGGGAUAAUGACUGUUAUGAGGCUGACAUCACAGCCAGCCCUCGAUCAGGCUGCUGAGUGCAGAUGAAGUUAUGUGGUGACAGUGUGUGUCAAAUGAGUCACAGUGGGCCGUGGCAGGAUGGGUCACGUGACCAAACAACACAACAAUAGUCCCUGUGUUUGUCUCAUGGGAAAGCGAAGAACAACCCUAUGUCAAAUGCUGUUUCUGUUGAUGAGAGAACGGAGCAGCAAGCUUCUGUUGCGACUGGAGGUUCGAGUUUCACGUCUCUUCAAUAGAAAAACUGUCAAAGUAGAGUCAACAGGGGAUCAGAGGAAGUGUUGAAGUCAGCUGAUUCCUCAACAGCUCAAACUGAUCUGGAGCUUGAGAGACCCGUCACUAAUCUGCUGCUGCUAGAGGAUCAGAAAGCUGCAAGUUUUUUACCUGUAGAUUAACUGUGGGGCUGUGGGUUUGGUAAACUCCUCACCUUAUUUACCUUAGUAACCAAAACGUCCAACUCUAUAAUGAUCCUUCAUUUGCUUCAGCUGUGUUGCAUAUAUAAACCCCACCCAUGAAGGUAUUCAAGGAGAGUUGCAAUCAUAGGAAAGACAAAGGAGCCCCCGCAAAAGCUGAGAAAUUAGAUCAUUUCAUCACACCUGAAGGGCCUUGGGUAUAAGAAAAUUUCCAAAAAAUGUAAUAUUCCAAGAGACACCAUUGGAAGCAUUAUAAGGAAGUUUAAAAGGUAUGGAACAGCUUCAUACCUGCCUGGCCGUGUAAGAAAGCCCAUCAUUUCAUCAAGGGCCCUUAGCAACUUAGUCAGAACAACUAAGAGAAACCCUUGUGUGACUACAAGACACCUACAGGAUGACCUGAUGAAGGCUGGUACAAGUGCGUAAGUGGCAACUAUAAGACGUGCACUGAAUAAACAGGGAUUUCAUGGCCUGACUCCAAGACGCACUCAGCUCUUGACCACAAGGAACUUCAAAAGUCGACUAGAAUAUGCCAGGAGGAACUGGAUAAGUCUACAGAGAUUUGGGUGACAGUUGUAUGGACUGAUGAAACCAAACUAGAAGUAUUUGGACAUAUGGACCAGCUGUAUGUCUGGCGUGUGAAAGGCCAGGCGUAUGACCAUAAGAAUUCCAUCCCCACGGUCCAGCAUGGAGGUGGGUCAAUGAUGAUGUUGGGCUGUUUUUCUGUGGCAGGAACUGGGAUUCUUGAUUGUAUACCUGGCAUCAUUGAUCCUCCAAAAUACCAGGCCAUUUUAAGGAGGAAUGUGAUGCCUUCUGUUGACCAAUUAAACCUUUGUGAUCAUUGGACUUUCCAGCAAGACAAUGUCCUAAGCCCACCUCCAGAUUUA
This is a messenger RNA of Platichthys flesus (European flounder), 4593 nucleotides long. RefSeq names its product hyaluronoglucosaminidase 6 (gene hyal6). The transcript has 3 exons. Gene Ontology annotation, biological process: carbohydrate metabolic process; hyaluronan catabolic process. The record is from RefSeq and is a predicted model, not a curated record. Gene Ontology annotation, molecular function: hyalurononglucosaminidase activity. Lineage: Eukaryota; Metazoa; Chordata; Actinopteri; Pleuronectiformes; Pleuronectidae. Bases 22 to 1497 code for a protein of 491 amino acids.